This is a messenger RNA of Scheffersomyces amazonensis, 1038 nucleotides long. RefSeq names its product Goa1p (gene GOA1). The record is from RefSeq and is a predicted model, not a curated record. The transcript has a single exon. The coding region runs from base 1 to 1038 and encodes 345 amino acids. Lineage: Eukaryota; Fungi; Ascomycota; Pichiomycetes; Serinales; Debaryomycetaceae.
AUGAUUCAAGUACGAAGUAGUGUAAGACUAAGUAGUGUAAGACUCAGUAGUGUAAGACUCAGUAGUGUAAGACUCAGUAGUGUAAGACUGUAUGGAGUGAGGAUACCAUGGAAAGUUAGACCUGGUAUAGGUAUAGGUAUAGGUACAGGUAUAGGUAAAGGUAUAAGUCGAUUUUCUACUAUUCCGACUUCUUUACCUCCUCGGAAAUCAUAUCAAGCUAAUACUACUGGAUUAUCUUUACUUUGGAAUAAAAUUAUUCCAAUUAAUGUUAAGUAUUUUACCGGAAUAGGAUUAUUUGCAUUUAGUCUUAUUCAUAUUCAUCCUAAUGUACUUGUAACUGUAGUACCUCCAAUAUUAGUUGGAGGAUAUUUUGGAUAUAGAAAGUAUAUAAGAUGGAUCCAUAAAAUCAGUAGUGAAAAAUUGUUAAAGACAUAUUCAAAGAAUAGUAAAGAUGAUAAGAUUCAAAUAAAAAAGUAUGAUGAAAGUGAAUUAUCAAAUGUUUUAAAGGGUAUAGAGAAUGAAUUUGAUAGUUUUAAAGUCCAAUUGGUGGAUAUUAUUGAACGUCGACUUUUAGAUCAAAUUAUUAAAAGUAGAGAUCCUCAAUUGACUCGAUUAUUUAUUGAACAAAGUCAAGAAAGUGAACAAGUAUCAAUUAAUAUAAAUGCUAAUGAUGUAGAGACUUGGAUUACUUCAAAAGUAAAUGUUCCUGGAGAAGAUGAUCUUAGUGAUAUAUCAAUAUUAUCCAACUUUUUUAAAUUUUCAUUACCAUUUUAUAGCUCUAAGGAUAUUAAUCAUAGAAAGAGAUUAGGUGUAAUUCAAGUAUAUUUAGUAGAGGUACCUACUGAUGAUGAUUCACUUAUAUAUAAUGAAUACCAAAUUGGUAUUGAAGUCACUCCUUAUUCAUGGUUGACUUCAUCAAAGAGCAUCUUCAUUACAUCUAUCGAAGGUGAAGGCAUUACUAAAAGUAAGAUUCUUAUUGACAGUAAAUCAACGUCGAAGAAUAAAACUGAAUCAGAAGAUGAAGAAAUCAUAUUAUAG